Molecule: messenger RNA, 1644 nt
Organism: Scheffersomyces stipitis CBS 6054
Lineage: Eukaryota; Fungi; Ascomycota; Pichiomycetes; Serinales; Debaryomycetaceae
Gene: HOL32
Product: putative ion transporter similar to the major facilitator superfamily
Exons: 3
Coding region: 1-1644 (547 amino acids)
Biological process (GO): transmembrane transport
Cellular component (GO): fungal-type vacuole
Molecular function (GO): transmembrane transporter activity
Source: RefSeq, a predicted model, not a curated record
AUGUUGCAAUCAUCCAUAGCUCAAAACGAAAAUGAUUUGGUACCUGGAACAGUCCAUCUUGUUGACAUUCGGGGAAAUUUAAAAGUUAAGAAGGAUGCUGAAGGAAAAAAUAUCAUCCUUCAACCUCAACCAUCUUCAAACGUUAAUGACCCUUUGAGAUGGCCCCAGUCCAAGAAAAUAAAACAGUUUUCCUUGUUAUGGAUCUGGGCGUUUCUAUUAGCUGUUUCUGUAAAUUUUUCAGGGCCACUAUGGGUACCUUGGUCUGAGAGUUUUAAUUGCUCUUUUUUUCAACUAAAUGUGUCAUCAGCGCUAUGCUUUUUGUUCCUUGGUAUUGGCUGCUUAUUUUUGCAACCUACUGCACUCAAGUUAGGUAGGCGUUUCGUUUACUUAGUAUGUACAGUGAUAAUCUUAAUUUCUAACAUAAUUGGCUCACAAGCAACAAAUGUGAAAUAUUUAUAUGUGGUCAAUAUCUUGGGAGGAUUUGCUGCUGCACCGGUUGAUUCUUUGGUAGAAAUUUCCUCGACAGAUGUGUUUUUCCAACACGAGAGAUCAACAGUAUUCAGUUUGUUAAUAUUAGCUUUAUAUGCCGGAAGUGAUUUGGGCCCUGUUGCUUGUGGUUAUAUUGUGGAGAAGCUAAGUUGGAGAUGGUGCUAUUACAUUCAAAUUAUAAUUUACGGUGUCUUACUAAUUAUUCAGAUAUUCUAUAUGGAAGACACCACAUUUAGACGCGAAUACAAUGCCGAGAGUCUUGAAGCUGAGAUCUUAGCUCAAAUCAAAUCGAAUAAGACUCCAGAAGAAAAAGUGAGCUCAAUAGAAGCCAUUGAUGAUAUUUCUUCGAACGACACAUCUUCCAUUAAUUCCUCCAUUCCUAAAAGAACUUAUUGGCAAAGAAUUAAAUUCAUCGAGUUGGAAUACAAUGAUACCAGAUCUUGGUUAACUAUAUUCUAUAGGCCAUUCUUGUUAAUUUCAUUUCCUGCAAUCAUAUGGGGAGGAGUACUUUACGGAGCUCAGAUGAUGUGGUUGUCUCUAUUAGCAACAACUCAAUCUGAGAUAUAUUCUGCAAGUCCAUACUUCUUUUCGGUUCCUCAAGUAGGAUUAACUAACUUGGGGGCUUGUGUUGGUAGUUUACUUGGAAUGGUAUAUGGUGGCACCUUCGUUGAUUACCUUGCUCUAAGGCUAGCAAAGAGGAAUAAUGGAAUUUUAGAGCCUGAAUUCAGAUUGUGGGCAAUGUUUGUUCCCACAUUUUUCAAUGCAGGUGGCUUAUUAGCAUAUGGAUUAGGCUCUUACUUGGAAGCGCAUUGGGCUGUAUCUGUCGUAGUAGGUCAGGGGUUGUUAGGAUUCGCAAUGAGUUCAUCAGGUGCCAUUUGUUUAACUUAUGCAGUGGAUUCUUACCCCAAAGUUGCUAGUGAGGGACUUGUUCUCAUGUUAUUUUGUCGUAAUUGUAUUGGAAUGGCGUUCACAUUUGCUAUUCAACCUUGGUUAGACAGAAACGGUUUGAGUAUCACCACUUGGCUAAUGUUCAUGCUUUCCCUUAUUAUUAAUGGCAGCUUUCUUUUAAUGAUAAAAUGGGGUAAAGAAUUCAGAAGGUGGACUGCUGCAAGAUACGACAAGUACUCUGAUCCCAGGUAUGGUCAAAUAUUCUAA